Messenger RNA from Manacus vitellinus (golden-collared manakin), 3562 nucleotides. It is a transcript of the gene SLC7A6OS, whose product is annotated as solute carrier family 7 member 6 opposite strand. Gene Ontology annotation, biological process: developmental process. Bases 1 to 1869 code for a protein of 622 amino acids. NCBI's taxonomy places the organism in Eukaryota, Metazoa, Chordata, Aves, Passeriformes, Pipridae. The record is from RefSeq and is a predicted model, not a curated record. The transcript is spliced from 6 exons.
AUGACCAGUCUCAACUUGUACUAUAUUAUUGAUAAAUCCCCUCACGGUAAAUCCUCAGGGAAAACUCCUCCCGCCCUGUCCCGGGGUGCCCGCACAGCCCGUGCCGGGGGAGGGCCCAGCGGCGGCCCGCCGAGAGCCGCACAGCGCCCGGGGCCAGGCAGGCCGGACCUCCCGCCCGCGGGGCUUGCGGCCGGGGGGACAAGGCGCUCAUCCCGCUGUUUCCGCGGCAGCCUCCCUCACAGGAGCCCGCCGGGCUGUGCCCCUCACGGCAGCCCCGGGCCCGAGCCCCCUACGGCAGCCCCCGGCUGUGGCUCCCUCAACGGCAGCCCGGGCCCGAGCCCCUCACGGCAGCCCCGGGCCGAGCCCCCUCACGGUACCGCGGCCGGUACCCGGCCGGUACCCACCGCUACUGGCGCCUGCCGCAGCCGCCGCCGCGCCUCGCGCGAACCGCCGGCGGCCCAGACCCCGCCCGGCCUCCCCUCCCCUUCCACUGCCGGAUCCGCCCCUUCCCUUCCUCCCCUCGUUGCGGCCAAUGUCUUCCGCGGCCGUGCUGCGGGUGGGCCGGAACGGGCGCGGCCCCGAGCCGGCGAGGCGCUGCCUCCUCGCUCUGCAAGCGGCGGCGCGAGGAGCCGUCCGGAAGCGGAGCCUCUUCAGCUGGUGGCAGACGUCGUCCUCGCCAAUGUAGCGCGCCGCGGGCCGGCCCGGUCGGCCAGCCGGGCUCCCGGAGGCCUCUCGCUGGCCUGGUGCUGGCUCCCUGCGGGUUCCGGGUAUCCCUGUGGGUCGCGGCCCGCCGAGAGCAGCGGCGGCGUGGCUAGGUGCCGGGACGCGAAGGGGCAGCCCCUGCGCCGGGCAGGACAGAGUGACGGGCACUGCACAGCCUGUUCAGCUUCUCGCACUUACAGGCUGUUCCUCACUCAGAGACCGCGGAACAGUCAGCAAGUGAAGCCCGAGUGUCUGCUGUUUGAGAAUGAACCAGUUCAGAAGUACGUUAAGGAUGCCAUCACACGGGACAGAGCAGCUCAGAGCCUGCGGCCCCCUGUGGGAAGCACUCAGCGGAUCCUCCAGGAGCUCCAGCCCCCUGUGGGAAGCACUCAGCGGAUUCUCCAGGAGCUCCAGCCCCCUGUGGGAAGCACUCAGCGGAUCCUCCAGGAGCUCCGCUCCUCCAGGCAGGAGAAGAGGAAGGAGAACCGGUACCGUGUCAUAGCCAGCCACCGACCCGCCUGUGCUGAGACAGCCGUGCCUGCCACAGGGGCUGGGGCUGACACUGAUGGGCACGGGGCAGGCUCUGGAGCACAGGAAGAUGCUUCACAGGAGGAGAGCGGUGCUGCUGAUAAGAGUUCGGACUGCUGUGGGAAAUUCCAGUUGUUUGAUAUUGUCCAAGAAGAGGAGAUGGUGGGAGACUGCAGCGUAACCUCUGCCAACCCCCAGAAGAUCGAUCCAGAUGUGAUUCUUUGCAAUGCAGUAGAGAUGAUCCGUGAGCGUUUAAAUGUUUCUGAAGAUGCUAAAAAGCACUGUGAGAAGGAAGAUGAGUAUGUUUAUGACAUCUACUAUAAGGAAACAUCAGCCCCUGGUUGGAUUGAAAAUAUCCUUUCUGUACAGCCCUACAGAGAAGAAUAUGAAUGGGUAAAUGAUGAUCCUGUUCCAGAGGAAGUGUAUGAAGAUGAAGAUGAUGAAAAUGAUGAAAAUAACUGGCGGAAUGAUUAUCCCGAAGAAGAUGAAUUCUUACCCGAGGAAGAUGGAGAAAAAGAGCCUGAAGAGAGCUCCAGUGAUGAGGAGCAAUAUUACAGGAGAAGAACGUGGGACAAAUACCGACAGGAGGUUCUACAGGAGUUCGGAUACGACGAGAUGGAAGAUUUGGGUUCUGACUGAAAGUUCUUUUUUGAAGAUGAAACGUGUGCUGAAGGUGAAACUCUGCUGUGGUAGGAGAAUGCAGCAUGGGAACAGCCAGCUGCAGCUGGCAGAUCUCAAACAGAUGGGUGUCUGUGGCCACUUGACAACACAGAUUUUUGUUCGAAGCACAAGUGUUGUACAGAGGUUCUGAAGGAACUUUUUUUUUCCCCAAAGCUCCCUGCCCAAGCGUUUGUUCCUGUAGUGCCCAUACCUCCAUGUCAUACAUGUAUGACCUCCACGUCAUACAUGGAGGUGCUGUUGGCAGCAGCCCUUCUGGUCAUGGCUGAUGUGCCAGGUUUCACGAGAAGUGUGUGUCUGCCCUGAUGGCAAGUGAAGUCCUUGAGAAAGGCACUGUCCUAGUGCUCUCUACUGUAUUUGUUUCUAAGUGUAAGUGACUUUCUUUACAAGUGUUGGAGCAUAUGAAAUGCCCUGACCUGUCCAUUGCUCUCCCAGUAGUUUUACUGUUGGAGUAGAACAGUGCAUGCUUAAAUUGUAAAUAAAAAUGUUUUGACUAAGUUUUCUGUACUAAAAGAUCAUAAGAAGUUGGUACAGCAGAAGCCACACCAUCUUAACUUGCAUUUAUACACCUUUAAAACCAUUUAAUCCUCUGUGUUUGAACACACCAAGUGUUUCAGCACUAUCCUCCUGGAGUCUGUAAAGAAUGGCUGAUAGGAUGUGAGAUCAAUGUCAUGCAAGAGCUUUAGGCUGCAGCACUGGCUUUAGGCCAGUUAGUUCUGACUGGUAAAGUCAAAGUAGUGGAGGCAAAAUUUUUUCAUUGUUGGUUUCAGAGCAAGGUUAUCUGGCCCCAGAUAACCUUUGUUACCUUUGCCACGACCCGUGCCUGUUGAAGCUCUGCUUGUUCACUGGACAGAUGGCUCAGUUUGGGUACUGAAUCUAUUCCAACCAUUUACAAGAUUAAAAAGCUGGAUUAAAAUGGCUAAAUUAUAGUUUUUAUUUAGUAGUGAAAAGACCAGACAUGUUUUAUGCACAGUUGGCACAUAACUUCCUCAGCUAGAAUUUAACUCCCUUAAAUCCCAAUGCUGCUCCAUAAACGUAUCCCAGGGCUCCAUUUGAUGUUAGUCUUCACCAUCCACCACCAUGUGCCCUUCUCUGCACUUUCUAAGAUAACCUUGGUCAUGGGGUCAGUGCAAAAAUCCAAAUAUUCCCACUGUUAUUCAAGUGGCUGAUGAAAAUGUGGUGCACCUUUGGAAGUGUGCAUUGCUUCAGCCAUAAUCUGAUUACAGGAUUUAGUUCAGCUCAAGUGCACAAAACAGUACCUGUGGCCAAACUCAGAUCAACUGAGGGAGACACUCUGAACUAAGGUAAAGAUUCCAGGUAUGUUUCUGAAGUACAUCUCACUCUUGUAGCCAAAGAGGCUGCUGCUUCUUGCCUUUUGCUGCACUAAAAUUCAGUAUUACAGGUGUCCUGAGGUCAGACUUACAGCUAUGAAAUUACAAAUAUUACUCAUUAGCAUGCCUGUGCUGCAGUAGUACUUUUACUUCCAUUUUUAUUUCUACUUUCUCUCCCUGUUGCUUAGCUUUCAGGAUCUAGUUUUUGCCACAGAACUUCUGCUAUAGAGGAAAAAAAAAAGAAAGUGGUUUCUUCUGUGAGGUAGUCUUUUUCUGAUGAGCAGUACUGAUAGUAAUAAAGGGAAUUUUCUGACUGCUGAGGU